Pseudoliparis swirei is the source of this 2688-nucleotide messenger RNA. It is a transcript of the gene cenpi, whose product is annotated as centromere protein I. Gene Ontology annotation, cellular component: kinetochore. Bases 53 to 2284 code for a protein of 743 amino acids. The record is from RefSeq and is a predicted model, not a curated record. NCBI's taxonomy places the organism in Eukaryota, Metazoa, Chordata, Actinopteri, Perciformes, Liparidae. The transcript is spliced from 20 exons.
AUGGCUUCCACGGAGCAGAGCACAAUAUUUACACGUUUUUAGCAAUGUAGAAAUGGCAGCAACGCUAAACCUGUCGGGGUCGCAAGGUUUAGACCCUUCGUCUUCAAGCGACCAGUCUGUGUCCAGUCGGAGUAAUAACAGAAGUCUGAGAGUCGCAGAAAAUGAGAGGAAGAAGAACGAGGCGGAGGACCCGUUUGUUCUGGCCCUGAAGUACUUCUCUGACGUUGAAGCGGGUACUCCAGUGCAAGGGAACGAUGAGGUCGAGAAGAACAUGGUUAUGGUGGAGAAGGUGGCCUACAGGAACGGACUUUCCCCGGAGGCCAUCUCUAUCAUGCUGGAGUUUGCCAUGAGCCUCCGUAUGGGGAUGACUCUCUGUGCCCGGGUGCUGAAGUGUCUGAUUCCUGCCACGGUGGUACCACAGGAGGCUGUUGUUCGAGCAGUGGUUUGGCUGGGAAUUGGAAAAAUACCCAUCAACACACGAAUUCUUUUCAUAAAGUGGGUGUUGACUGUAUUUGACAUGAUUGAUGCAAAGGACCAACUUCGGGCCGUCUAUGGCUUCAUCUUCAGUUAUGUCACUGAGGAAAAUAUGUGUCCUUUCAUCUGCCAUCUGCUGUACCUUUUGACCAGGAAGGAAAGUGUGCAGGUCUUCAGAGUCAGGAAGCUACUGGAGCUACAGUCUAGACUGGGAAGGCAACCGUUCCUCUUGAGCCUACUGUCACUUUACAGGGUGUUUUGCCCUGACCUGGUGACGCUCUCCAUCUCUUCACGAAUUAAGAGUGGGUUUAGAAACCACAAUAUGCCCUGGAAAUCAGCCCUGAUUGCAGUCCAGAAGAGGAAUGGUUCCCAGGUUGCCGCCAGCAUCAGCCUGGCCUCCACAAUUAAGACCAACCCCAGGAAAAGGAAACACUGCCACCUGGAAUUGCCGGAGUUGAGUUCUGUCGUCGGUAAAGAGGCGCAGACUGAUUCGUCCUCCAGCAGAAAGGUGGUCCCCCUGGUGCAGCUCCACUCCUUUGCGCAUAUCCUGGAGAACAUUCACCGCAUCGAGCUGCCCGCUCAGAUGGGCUCACUGCUGGGCUCCAGUCUGGCACUGCAGUACCUGGACUGUGUACAGGACGAGUCUGCCCUCCUACGCCUCAACUUCUGGCUCGGCCACGCGCUCCACGAAGAGUUCUUGUUCUGUGGCGAUGGAGGAGCCUCCCAGAAUUCAGAAGAAGCUCUGCAGUUUCUGAACACGUUGCUGUCCACACAGCAUUUUCUCCAGGAGGGCUUUUCUUGCUCAGAGGCUUUCCUCUACAAAUUCCUCAGUGUUUGGGACGGUUCCCUCUUCCGCCCACAAAUCCUCGGUCUGCUGAGCAACAUCCCUGUUGUCCCCAGUUCCCAAAUCAGACGUCUUCUGUUUGAGCCCCUCAUGCAGCUCUUCUUCACAUCCUCACUGUUCUUCAAGUGUGGUCUGAUGGAGUGUCUCAACAAUAUGCUCUUGAAGUGGCUGACCUGGCACUCCGUGUAUGCCCUGGAGGACGACUUGGACAUCAGCCUCAACAGCCACACCUCCAUAAACAUGACUCUGUCGGGGUUCAAGGAUUCGGUGAUGGAGCUGGUUGCCUUUGUGGGUCAGCUGGCCUCUCUGAGCCUUCAGCUGGAAGGCUGCCACGCUCUCCUCCUCAGCUUCAUUCUGGACUUCUACGAGACAGUGUGCGACACGUUUCUGAAGUAUGGGCUCCCCCUUGUGGUGAUGCCUCCACCUGGAGUGUUUUAUCCAGCCCUGUUUGCCACUGACCCUGUUAGCGUGGACAGACUAGCCUACAUCAUGCACAGGUACAAGGUGAACUUGACAUCAGCCAAGAGUCAAGAAAAACUCAGAGAGCAGGCCUUUCACAUCAGCCGUCAGACGUUCCGCGAGUUCAACCAUUACGCAGUCAUCAUGGUCAGCUGCCUGUGGAACUCCAACAUGUUUCAACCAGACAUGGGCGUCCAGCUGGGAGAGGAGCUGCUGCUCAAGAGCAACGUGCCGCACCACGCGGCGAGCUUCGACCUCAUCCACCACCCUGCCUUCAUGAGCUACGCUGUCGACUUCCAUCAGAGGUGUUGGCCGGAGAGAAAGGACCUGGACCUCAAUUCCAUAAAGCAUUCCAAGCCGUGGAGCUGGUACCUGGAGUAUUUGUUCAGUCAGGGUUACGACGGCCUUAAACAGUUUGUUCAGAGCAACAUCAGCCUGCCGCUGACGGCGGCUGGGGGUCAGGGCAAAGGCCCGGGCAGCGGAGACGGAGACGGCCUGUCCACAUAGCAGGUCGAGGGAGAUGCUGAACUCAGUGGAGAGGAACACCUGCACCACAAGCAUCAUUUUUAAUAGACUUGUACAUAUUCUAUCUCUGAGUGUCUUGUGUACAUAGACGUGUCUGUUUUUGUUAUGUAUGUGUACUUGUAAUACUGUUUAUUCAAUGAUUAUAGACAUAAAGCUAAGACUUUUUUUAGCUUUCUUUUCAGUAUUUUAUUUUUUCUUCGCAAUAAACUUUGUUUUUACGUCAACACACUGACAUUAAAACUGCUUCAACAUUGUACAAUUGUGUUAUAUUCGUGUACAGCUUGCCCCCUGCAAACCCUGACUCAUAAUAAAUAAGUGUAAGACUCUUUUACCGUCAAAACAAAUAAAAACAUAACCUUCCGCAUUUUCAAUGCGAAGGUAAUGAA